AAUGCAUGCUCUUGCUAAUAUUCAACACGAAAAUGACAACAGAACUAACGUACGAACCUUACUCGUUUCGCUAUUUAGAGCAGGCGAACUUGUUCAGGAAGCAGUUCAUCUUAUUAGCUCAAGAAACAUGGCAGAGCAGGUCGCGAAGAUGGAGAUCAAAGUGGAUCUUCAGUGUCGUCGCUGUUGCAAGAAGAUCAAGAAAAUCCUGUGUGAGAUCCCUCAAGUAAAAGAUCAAAUCUUCGACGAGAAACAAAAGAAAGUGACGAUCACAGUGGUGAGUUGCAGUCCCGAGAAUGUCCGACAGAAGAUAUUGUGCAAGGGAAGAUGUUUCGUUCAAGGCGUCGAGAUUUUACGUGAAAAGAAAGGGGACGAUGAUCAAAAGGGCAAAAAGAAGAAAGAAGACGAUGCAGGUGGUUCAAAAGGUGGAAAGGUUGAGACCCCUUCAACUAAAAAGACAGAUCCUCCUCCACCGGCGCCAGCUGACCCGCCGGUCUAUGUGAUGGGGUGGGUGUGUGUUUGUCCCCCGUGUCUUAAUCGGGGCUGUGGUUCGUCCUGUCCAUGCAGCUGUCACUGUGGGUGGCCACCAAUGUGUGUUGAUGGUUGCGGGAGGCCAGCCCACGAGUGCAGAUGCGGGAGGCCACCGAUGUGCCAUGAUGGUUGCGGGAGGCCAGCCCACGAGUGCAGAUGUAGGAGGCCACCGUUGUGCCGGGAUGGGUGUGGGAUGCCAGCCCACGAGUGCAGAUGUAGGAGGCCACCGUUGUGCCGGGAUGGGUGUGGGAUGCCGGCCCACGAGUGCAGAUGCCGGAGCCCUAGUUACCCGAGGUGUUGCGAUCGAUGCAAUAAUGAAAAUGCCUGUUCAUCAUGGACCCCGCAUGGUUGUGACUGUGGAAGGCCGCCGGUAUGCACCAAUGCCGGCUACGAGUGCGAAAGUUCCUGCUCGCUUAUGUAAGGAGAGUUUUGUGAUAUUUGUUGAUGUGGAUCUUCUACCCCGCACGAUACUCUCUUCGGUGCCUCAAUAAAUACCAACUAUUGGCUUAUGGAAAUGAUAUUUUAGUAACGGUAAGAUUUGUUGAGACACCGAGAGAGGAGUAAGGUAUAUAGUAUCUUCCAUUAGAUACACGUGAACGUCGUCGCAGCUUGAUUAUGUGCCAUGAGGAUUGAUAUGUUGAAUUAUGCUUUACCACAGGUUUUAACUUACUCAACUUUGUAUUACCUGUCACCUACUGUGAUCUUUAAUGUAUUUGCUGAUUUCAGACUUGUAAUA
Molecule: messenger RNA, 1264 nt
Organism: Syzygium oleosum
Lineage: Eukaryota; Viridiplantae; Streptophyta; Magnoliopsida; Myrtales; Myrtaceae
Exons: 3
Coding region: 2-949 (315 amino acids)
Molecular function (GO): metal ion binding
Source: RefSeq, a predicted model, not a curated record